GUAAGAAGGGAAGUCAAAGCCAAACCAACAAUGGGCAGUAUCGCCGAAGCCUCUGCCGACCAACCGACCGCUGGCCUCUGCGCGGUGGUGACCGGUGCCAACAAAGGCAUUGGCCUUGCCAUCGUCUGCCAUCUUGCCGAGCGCGGUGUCACCGUCGUCCUCACAGCUCGCGACGAAUCCCGCGGCACCGCCGCCAUCCGCUAUCUCCACUCCGUCGGCUUCACCAACGUCCUAUUCCAUCAGCUUGACGUCCGCGACCCCCUCAGCGCAGCCUCCCUAGCCCGAUUCCUCGCCGGUCGCUUCGGCAAGCUCGACAUCCUAGUUAACAACGCAGGGGCUUCGGGUGUCAUCGUCAACGUCGAGGGCCUUAAAGCCCUUAACAUCGAUCCCGCCUCUUGGCUGUCGGGCAAGGCGACAAAUCAAGUGCAAGGAGUGAUCGAGCACACGUACGAGAAUGCAGUUGUAUGUGUCGACACCAACUACUUCGGCAGCAAGAGAGUGACGGAGGCCUUACUCCCCCUCCUCCGCCUCUCAACCUCCGGAGCCAGAAUCGUCAAUGUCUCCUCUUUGAGAUCAGAGCUCAGGCAGAGGAUUCCGGACGAGGGGAUCCGAGCGGAACUGUCGGAUGUGGAGAACCUGGAAGAGGAGGGAAUCGAGAAGGUUUUGGGGAGAUUUCUGGAGGAUUUGAAGGAGGGAAGGUUAGAAGCGGGUGGGUGGCCGAUGAUGCUGCCGGCGUACAGCAUGUCGAAGGUGGCUUUGAACGCUUACACGCGAGUGAUGGCGAAGAGGUGCCCGGAGAUGCGGAUAAACUGCGUGCAUCCGGGAUUUGUGAAGACAGAUAUCAACUGGAACACUGGAGUGGAAACAACAGAGGAGGGUGCUAGAGGGCCGGUAAUGCUUGCUUUGUUGCCGGUCAGCGGGCCUUCCGGCCACUACUUUGAUAAGACCACCAUGGCCGAGUUCUGAGAUUGUUUU
Molecule: messenger RNA, 975 nt
Organism: Dendrobium catenatum
Lineage: Eukaryota; Viridiplantae; Streptophyta; Magnoliopsida; Asparagales; Orchidaceae
Product: (+)-neomenthol dehydrogenase-like
Exons: 4
Coding region: 31-966 (311 amino acids)
Cellular component (GO): membrane
Source: RefSeq, a predicted model, not a curated record